Molecule: messenger RNA, 2307 nt
Organism: Penaeus monodon (black tiger shrimp)
Lineage: Eukaryota; Metazoa; Arthropoda; Malacostraca; Decapoda; Penaeidae
Exons: 2
Coding region: 1438-2124 (228 amino acids)
Source: RefSeq, a predicted model, not a curated record
UUCAGAGGAAACUUUCAACAAUAAUGGUAGCAACAACAACAAUUAUAAUCAGUAGUAUUAUGAUUUGUUUAUUUCAUGAUCACAAUCGCUGUUCUUAUAAUAAUAAUAGGAGGUAAUAUAAAAUUAUUUUCCUAUCACUCAAAAGUGUUAUCACUGUCCUAACAUGAAAUAUAAGUUCAAUUUAGCAAUGAUAAUCCCGUUAUCAGCAACUGUGGCGUUAUCUCAUGCACCGGAAAAAAAGAGAAAAAAAGUCAUGCAUAUAGAAAAAAAAGGGAAGAGAUAGAGGAAAGAAUAAAUAAAUGAGGAAAUUUGUCACGAAAGAAAUGGUGCGUGAAUACAAAGGAAAAUUAUUUAUACCAGAAGUUUAUACAAUGAGUACUGUCAAUAUGAUCCUCGUAUAUUAUCCGUGAAAAAAGGAAAGGGGGGGAAAGAGAAAAAAAGCAGAUAAAAAACAAAAUAACCAGAAGUGUUAAUCCAUGGUUUGAGGAAGUAGAGAUAAGAUUUGUCCCAGCUCGAAUCCAGCUCCGGCGCAGAUAAGGCUCGACUCAUGAGAACGAGUCAGUGUUCGAGCGGAGGUCGCGAGAGACGGAGGUGCAUUUUUGUCGGUCUCGCGCGUCCUUCUCCUUCAGUGAGUCCCGUUGGUUGUGACUUGACUUUAGAGGUGCCACUUCAGAGCUCUCUUUCUCUAGUCCUGUUUCAAGCGCUUCUUUUUUAAUUUUCUUUUGAGAGAGAGAUCUGUGCGAGGGAGAGUCAUGAUAAAGAGCGUGGCAGAGCUCAGGUGGACGAUAUAAGAAGCAUUUGAUGGUUCUCUCCAAGCCGUCAUGAGCGACACCUUUGCCGAGUCGAAACCAAAGACAAAGUUUUCAUUCGCGGGUUAAACUGAGAAUUGUUUUUUUUUUUUCUUUUUUUUUCUUUUUGGCAUUCGAGUGUCCGAAAUGGCAUGAGUUGCAUAUUGAUCUCGGUGAUAGUGAGUGGGAAGUUAAAGUUAGCCUCUGCAACAAGGUUUGAACUCGGUCUUUGUUGCAAGAGGCAAUAUUCGCCCAAACUUCUCUGGUGUCCCCCCCCCUCCCCCCCUCCAUCCCAAAGUGCUGUUGAAUGGACCAAAACGAAAGUUAUUGUUAACUCUUAAAUGCUGCAGAACAUGAUCUCACCACCAGAUAUCAAGAAUGUGUAAAAUGGCCCACACGUUAGAAAUCGCUGGCGCAGGAACAUUUAGUGAAUCAGUGAUGAAUAUCUGAAAACUAUUCCGAGAACAAAAACAGUCCAUUGACAGUUGUGUCUCUCGGCCGGCAUUUCCUCCAGACCUGCACUUUGCUCAACCUGUUUACGAUAGACAUAUUUCUUUAUUCCGUUUAAAUCAAUAGCAAUAGAUGAACACAGACGAGAGAAGAUUCAGAGCGUGAGAGUUUCGAGUUCCGGAUCCCGCCUCGAAGCACCAUGAAGCACCUCGUCGCCCUCGCCGUCUGGUGUAUCGUCCUGGCGGCGGCCCUCGCCACGUCCUCCGGCAAAAGGCAGCCCGGACACGCGUCGCCUUCCGACCGCCGCCCCACGCUCUACAGGCACGCCCUCGGGAGACGCCUUAGGAGCGGCUCCGCCGAGGCAAGGGCGGCUGAUCAGGAUGCCGUGUUGGCCAUGCUCCUGCAGAGCACCAACACCUCGGUAGAGGAGAGCUUCGAGGCCGACGAGAAGCCGCACCGGCCCAGACACUCCUCGGCCGCGGUAGCGAAGACCUCGUCGGCCCUUGAACACGCCCUCGGCGUCAGCAGCAGCAUGAGCAAAAGGUCGUCGACCUCGCCGUCGCCGCCUCCCUCGUCGGAGCUGGGCAACAAGUGCACUUCGGUGAAGGCUGCGGGCACGAUGCGCACGGGGCACGGCGAGCCCGACCGCGUAAUCGACAUCGCCGUCAUCACGCCCUGCAACGCCACCGACCAGUUCUCGCGGCUGCGGGUGAUGCCCGUGGUGGAGCUGGCCGUGCGGCACCUGCGGCGGACGGGCCUCAGGGGGCCGCUCUCGAACUACACCAUCAACGUCAGAUACAGAGACUCCUUCUCGUCCUCCACCUACGGCCCGCUGGCGGCCGUCGACCUCUACUUCAACAACGCCGCAGGUGAGUACAAAGCUUAGUCUGUCUCUCUUCGGCUGUUAGUAUGCCUGACGCUUCCAUUUGUCUUGGGAUUCCCAGGAGGCUUCGUCAAUAACAUCGCCAUCUGCAUCUUCAUCCCUAUUCUCAUCCUCAGCCUUCUUCUCCUCAUUCUCCUCUUCCUCCUCCUUCUCCUCAUUCUCAUUCUCAUUCUACUUCUACUUCUA